Messenger RNA from Macrosteles quadrilineatus (aster leafhopper), 6686 nucleotides. It is a transcript of the gene baz, whose product is annotated as partitioning defective 3 homolog B. NCBI's taxonomy places the organism in Eukaryota, Metazoa, Arthropoda, Insecta, Hemiptera, Cicadellidae. Gene Ontology annotation, molecular function: phosphatidylinositol binding; protein binding. Gene Ontology annotation, biological process: establishment of centrosome localization; establishment or maintenance of epithelial cell apical/basal polarity; intracellular protein localization. The coding region runs from base 432 to 4592 and encodes 1386 amino acids. The record is from RefSeq and is a predicted model, not a curated record. The transcript is spliced from 30 exons. Gene Ontology annotation, cellular component: cell cortex; adherens junction; apical plasma membrane.
UCUGUGGAGUCUCCUGGCAACUAACUAAACAAACAAUGUUGCGAAGUUGUGACAGCUGCUAGAUUAGAUUGUGUAUGUUUUGUGUGAAAUGUUUUAACCAUAACUUAUGUGUAAUAAUUGUGAUGUGAUGAAUUAUUUUAUGUUUCAAACAGUGCAAAAUCUAGUACGUUUUAAAGGAACAUUCACAUGGGUAUUGCAUUAUUAAAGUCAAUAGUAAUACCUUGCAGGGAAAUGAUUUUAAAUUAGUAAUGGCGGCAAUAUGCUGCUAACCUAUAAUGUUAUAGUGAAGUGAAGUAUCUCGUUUUUUAACUUAAAAUAUAUAUUUUAACUAAAUGCCAGGAUAAUGACCUACUUUUUAAUAGUACUGCAUUUUAAAAGUGUCAAGUUUUUUGUGUUUAAUAAGUGAAUAAUCGUGGAAGGCUUCGCAUAACAUGAAAGUCACUGUGUGUUUUGGUUCUGUGCGUGUCGUGGUGCCCUGUGGUGAUGGAGAAAUAUUAGUGAAGGAUCUCAUACGCCAGGCGAUUACACGAUAUAAAAAGGCAACUGGAAAGAGUGCCGACUCGUGGGUGGCUGUACACAGUCUUCAGUCCCAGAGCGAUGGAGGAAUCCUGGACCCUGACGACAGACUCAACGACGUGGCUGAUGACAGGGAACAGAUCAUCGCUACAUUCGAGGACGGUGAGCCUCCGCUGCACCAUGGAGGAGACGGCGCCUCGGGCAGCAGUGUCGGCUCUCCGAGUCCUGACAUGUUCCAGGGCUCCGACAAGUAUAGGACAGACAUUGAGGUGACUGAUGAACAGAUAGCCUCAGGAACAUCACUACAGGUGCGGCGAGGCAGUGAGCCUGCUCUGAACCAGCUGCUGCCCUCUACAGGGACCACCAACGGACAUCUGCCUGUGGUGGCUGAGAAGACAUCCAAGAGGUGGUCAGCAGCCCCCAUCAUAGUGGAGCCUAGAGCUCCGGUCAGAAAGGAGGAGAGAGGAAUGAAUGGUCACACAACGGAGAGGUGGAGUCACAAUGAGAGGGAGGUGUCGCCUCAGAGGAACUUCACCAGGGACGGCUGUAGACUGUCCAUGCAGUACCUGGGGGACGGGCCUGGAGGGAUGAAAUGGAUGGACGCAGCAGACAGAGCUCUCAACACCAGGGUUCAGUCGUUGUCUCUUCCCCGUGAGACUAGACGCAAGGAGCCACUCGGCCAGGCUACCACCAGUCCUGCUGAACAUGACAGCACACAAUAUAUCGUGCUGGACACGGAGAGUGGAGCACUGGGUAUCCACGUGGUGCCAGACUACGACAGCCAAGGCAAGGACCAGGGGCUGCUGGUGCAAGGGAUAGAGCCAGGGGGUCGGGUAGACAGGGACGGCAGACUGGCUGUGUACGACCGCAUCGUGGAGAUCAACGGACACAACCUGCUGGACCAGCCGUUCAAUGUAGUUCAAGACAUUUUCCGAGAUUCGCUGCGUUCGCCAGAGCUGAGGUUGAGAGUGGUGAAACACAAGCCUGGUGUCAAGAAGCCCCCUCCCCCCGUGUAUCCCAAACCACCCCCUCCUCUACAAGACCGGGACGCCAUGGUGGAGGGGGAGGAGAGAAGUGUGAGUACAACGACCAAAGUAGCGACAGUGUCGCCAACCAAGAAGCUGCCAGCCACACAACACGGGACUAACACUCUACAGUUGGCCAAUACCAGGAAGAUCGGACGCAAGAUGGAGUUGGAGCUGGUGAAGGGGCCUCACGGUCUCGGCUUUAGCAUCACUACCAGGGAUAACCCUGCCGGGGGCAACUGUCCUAUCUAUAUCAAGAACAUUCUGCCCAAGGGAGCUGCGGUAGAGGACGGCCGAUUGAGGCCGGGGGAUCGUCUGCUAGCCGUGGAUGGUGUGGAGUUGACGGGCAAGAGCCAAUCAGAGGCCGUAGCAUUGCUGCGUAAUGUUCCACCCGGGGGCAGAGUCAAGAUCGUGGUCUCCCGCCAAGAAGAAACUUCCCACUCACCUAAAUCUGUGGAUUCCGGCCCAGAGUCCUUAAACUCCUCUGUGUCUUCUGGCAUCAAACCUCUUGAAAAGGAGAUCAAGAUGUCUCCACAGAAUAAGUCCCGAAGUUCAGAGCCCAGUCAGCUGGAUGAGAGCGGACUGUACCCUUGGAGACAGCGAGAGAUUCUCACUUUCGACAUCCCCGUUCACGACUCUGAGAAGGCAGGUCUUGGUGUCAGUGUCAAAGGCAAGACGUCAGCCAAUCAAAAUGCCAACCCUAACUCAAGCAAUGGGUCUGCAAUAGACCUUGGCAUCUUUGUGAAAAACGUCAUCCAUGGAGGUGCAGCUUCUAGGGACGGCAGGCUGCGUACAAACGAUCAGUUGUUGAACGUCAACGGUGUCUCAUUGUUGGGGUUGAGCAACGCAGCCGCCAUGGAGACCUUGCGCAAGGCCAUGAUGCGCAUCGAUGGCCCUGCGCCAGGCUGUAUCACUCUGACAGUGGCGCGCCGGGUGCCAGAACUGCGCCAUAGUAACGGAGACAGUACCCGGCGUGACUCUUUGUCCAGCCUGCUCACCGACUCUUCGGGUCAGACAGAGACAUUCGGAGGUCUCAGUCUAGACUCUAACCUCACUCCUGACAACUCGGGAGCUUCUGAAAACUCCGAUAACACUGUGAUAUUCCAACCACCCUACAAGCAGCACAACCACCUCGACGGAGUUGCCAUGAGGAACCCUGUUCUGGAGAGGUUGACGGGUCAAACACAUCCUCAGGGGCUACGGAAUGAGAGCUACUAUCGGGCGACACAUCACACGACCAUGCUGCUGAACAACACCAGCCAGCUGGGCAGUCCCACAGUCAACCAAACACCGCCUGAGACUGUUAUCAUAGAGGACGACUCUCCUUACAUCCCAGCCACUGUGCGGAGGGUAGAAGUGGACAGUUCAGUGACAUCUCCACAGAGAGGCAGCACCAGCAGUACUCAGACGGUGGACGCUACCUACGCCAGCCAGCUUUCACUGGAAGAGGCCGCUGGGUUCUCUCGAGAUGCGUUUGGUCGUCAAAGCAUGUCAGAGAAGCGACACGCAACCCUCGAUGCCAAGAACACGGACACGUACCAGCGCAACAAGAAACUGAGAGAAGAGCGAGAGAAGCAGCGGCGAGACGAACUGAUGAAACAUGGCAAGAUGUCCAGAGAUGGAGCUACAGGAAUGAUACGAGUCAACUCUGCAGAGUCCAUAGCCCGAUCUGACCACAACAAUGAGGCAGUGUCCAAAGCUCAACUCGGACCUUCUCUUGGUAUGAAGAAGUCUUCUAGUCUGGAGUCCCUGCAGACCAUGGUGCAAGAAAUACAGAUGCAGGAAGAUGUAGGGACGUAUCGUAACGCUCAAGGUGCCAUCAGAGUAGUGCGUGGUCGAGGGUGCAAUGAAAGUUUCAGAGCCGCAGUCGACCGCAGCUACGACGCACCACUCAGUCUGCGGAUGGAGCCUUUGGCGGAGGACGAGACGGAAGGUGUGUUGGGUCCUCGACAGUCUUCCCUCAACACGGCCAUGGACUGCAAGAUGAUCAAGGCAAACAAGAAAAAGACUGGACUCAGCCUCAAAAACUUGUUCAAGUUCGGCAAACACCGGAAGGAAGGAGGGAGUGGGUCGGACAUUGGAAUAACAGGGGAGGAGGAAAGGGAGGCUGCACGGAGGAUUGAACAGCAGAGGAUGAGAGAGGAACAGGAGAGGAUACAAGAGCAAUACAGGAGACUGAUGCAGAGACAGCAGGAGAUGAAGCAGGAGCAGGCCAUGCAUCAGAGAGAGCUAUCUGGCGGCAGUGAUGGUCCCCAGUCUAUGGGAGGUGGUAGCACGGGCAGUGGUGGUGGGGGAGAGGUGACGCGGACAGAGAGGAUACAACAGCUGCGCGCGCAGCACCAGCGGCGACACGCAGAGCGACACAGACAAUACCCUCUGGACGAGAAGGAGGAGAGAUACGAGGCUGCACUUCGACAGAGUAUCACACCACCCACGUACUACAGAACUGUUCAGGAACAUUACCUAAAGAGGCUGGAAGGACCAGAGUUCGAUCCCAGUGCCAUGACCAGACCCGGCAGUCGAGUUGGUAUCACUGAUCCUGCUCGGUUCAGCCACUAUGUCAACUACCAGGAGAUCCAACAGCAUCUCAAUUCGGAGAGAGAGCAAGUGAGACUGAGAAGGCCUGCACCCCCUCCCCCCUCCCCUGGUGACCUUGUGGGGGCGGACGACAGUCGAAGGCAGCAACAUUACCACUCUCAGCGAAGAGAUCCUCGAGAAGUGUCUCAUCGACCUGUCAGCAACUUUUACGAGUACGAGAGUGUGCAGGCCGUGCUGCGAGGCGACGGACAUAGUAACUCACUGCCUCGUCGUCAAGACAUCGCCCCCACCCAUGGAAUUAACAACAACCAUAGAGGUAGCGGGAACUAUGGGCAGCCGCCAAGAUUGUACCAGCCCUUCCUCAACCAGCCGCAGGUCUACCACACAAACAACAACAUUCAGCAGGGCUACCACCACAACAACAAUAACAACAACAAGCAGCGGAAGCCUCACGGGCCGUUCGUAACUCAUGUUACAAUAAGAGAAUCACAGUCUACGAGUCCAAAUGUCUGAUGAUUGCUCAAUGUUUAGAAUCGCCAUAAGUUGUCACAAACUGUGCAAGCAGCUUAGUGAUCUAUGUAAAUUCUUUCAUCUUCCUUUCAGUAUUUAAAAUUUGAGCUUAACACGUGAUUAAUAAUUUGAUUCUAGCUACACGUCAGUUGAGUAUCAUUUAGACAUUGCUCAUGGACUGGGCGCAAAUACACAAAAUAUUGGCUUUUUACAAGUAAGAUAAUAAUGGCUUUUUCUAAGAUUAUGUUUGUUCACCUGGUUUUAAUUAAAGGAGCACCAAACGCUACACGCCAAUAAUCACUUAGAUUUAAAUUUGAUCUGAGAAUAGAUAAAAAAUGUGUGAGUUCCUUCUCUUUCAAAAUAAUGGUUUUUUUAUUGCAUGUAUUGUGUGACACAACAACAAAACACCAUUACCAUUCAUUGUACUUUUAUAUUUAAGUUAACAUUCCAUUUUACAUUUUAUUUUUUAUACUUAUUUUAAUAUUCCAAGCAUUGUGAUGAAAUGAGUAUUUUGUGUAUUAUUUGAGACCUUAUUAAUCUGUGAUUGAAAGAAAAAAUUAUAUUUUUGAUUUAGCUGAUUUUAAUAAGUUCAUUGUGCCGGUUUUAUUCUAAGAAUAUAUGUUAAGUGUCAAUCAUAUGUGGUGCAUGCAUUGAUCAUUUCAAUUGUAUUAUUUUUUAGAGUUAUAGAAUUUUUAGAAAGUUAAAACUUACAUUAGAAAUUUUUAUAAGCAGUUCUCUUAACAUUCAUACAGCCUAUAUUUUUUUCUUGGCUAGAAAUUGUAUUUAGGAUUAAAUCCGUUUGUUUCCAGUAAUAUUAUAAGUUUUUUAAGUAAAUGUUUAACAGAUCAUAAUUUCAUUGUUUCCAGCAGAGCAAUGUGAUUUGAAUAUUAUUUUAAAAUAUUUCCAUACAAUGGUUAAAGACAAAAAACUAACUUGAUCCUAGGUUUUCCAGUAGUUAUAAUUUUAAUUUUUGACUACCCUUUUGUUAGUUUUAUUGAAUAAGUGAGAUAAAAAGCAAUACAAAUGUGAUAUUUUACUAACAGUAAUGUUUUGAUUAAAAAUAUUUGAAAAUGAAAGACAAUCAAAGGCAUUGUUACAUUUUAAGAAGCCUCUUAAAGAUUUUUAAUAUGUUAUACUAGUCUUGUUGUAUUUAGGCAUUGUAAAAUGUAAUGUUCCGUCCAAUUUUAAAGAAUUGUACUUAAUAAUAUUUUUUAUAUAAUAUUUGCGCUGACAUAUCAUUUAUUUUAUACAAUAUGUGAAAACUUGUUCAGGUAAUAGGGGUACAAUUUUUAACUGUAAACCUUGCAUGUAAAUAUGUUUGGACAAAAAAUCCCUCGAAAAAGUAUUAUUAUUAAUAUAAGUAUAUCUAUACACAGUUUAUUUUAUAUGGCUUUUAUACUUAAAACUAAAACGUCCUUAUGGCUUAUAGUUUGUGUUCAAUAUUUUUUUUUUAUGCCUUGGGCAACAUUAGAUAUGUCACCAACUUAAUUUAGAAGUUGGCCUAAGCUCUGUCUAAACUUAAAAAAAAGAACGACAAUAUGUCUUGACUAAACCAGUGUAGGAUUGUUAUCACACGUAUUACAAAAAAAUACUUCGGAUUAAAUUUUAGGAAAAGUGUAAUCACGCUGAAAAUUGUCUAUGUAAUUUUGGCUGUGUUUUAAAAAGUUUGACAACCAUAGGUAUUAAGAAAGUAAUUACUUUAAUUUUUUUUCUCUUUCAUUUGUCAUUUAAAAUCUGUUACAGUUAACGUUAUCAAUUUACACUACAAUUUUGAACUAAAAUGUCUGAAAUUUUUCAACAUGUAAAUAUAAUGUAGGCCUACUGUACUUACAAAGCACUGAAAGUAAUUUUAACGCUAUGUCUUACUUAACAGGUUUUGCCUGAAUUUUAGUUUAACUACGAUUAGUUUGUUGUAAAUUAUUGUAUUUGUAUCAUUGUUUAAUUAAUUGUAUAAAUUGUGUAAAUUAUUUAAUGUAAUAUUCUUCAAUAACUAUUGUUAAUUAUUUUAAUUUUAAAUAGACAUAAGUUGUACAUUGUAUGAAAAGCUCAUGUAAAUACUAAAUAUCUAAGACAAUACAAGAUCAUUAUUUCUAUAAA